Messenger RNA from Cladophialophora yegresii CBS 114405, 726 nucleotides. RefSeq names its product transcription initiation factor TFIID subunit 10. The record is from RefSeq and is a predicted model, not a curated record. Gene Ontology annotation, cellular component: transcription factor TFIID complex; nucleus; SAGA complex. Gene Ontology annotation, molecular function: promoter-specific chromatin binding; RNA polymerase II general transcription initiation factor activity. The transcript is spliced from 2 exons. Gene Ontology annotation, biological process: transcription initiation at RNA polymerase II promoter. The coding region runs from base 1 to 726 and encodes 241 amino acids. Lineage: Eukaryota; Fungi; Ascomycota; Eurotiomycetes; Chaetothyriales; Herpotrichiellaceae.
AUGUCCUCCCCGACCAACGUAGCAGGCGAUGAUUCUGCCGGGCGGGAACUUGAACCCGACGCCGAGAUGCAGGAUGCGGGCACAACGCAAGACGGCGCAGCCAGACAGAACGACAGCACCGACCAAGACAUGACGGCACAAACGGAUACACAACAACCUGCCACGGGUUCAGCGCCGUCAGGCCUAGCACAGCACAACCGCAAAGAUGUAACGCUCCGAGAGUUCCUGAGCAAAAUGGAUGACUACGCUCCGAUUAUUCCGGAUGCGGUAACAGCGCACUAUCUAACUCUCGCGGGACUUCCGCCUCCCUCCAUCUCCGAUCCCACCGGCGCAAGCACAAACACCACGCCCCUCCCGCUAGCCCGGCUGCUCGCGCUCGCGACGCAGAAAUUUGUCGCAGACGUCGCCGCCGACGCAUACCAAUACUCGCGGAUCCGCAGCUCAAAUUCGGCGUCGUCAAAUAACCCGUUAGGCGCAGCAGGCAAUGCCGGCGCCGGAGGUGGGGGCCCUGGCAAUUUUGCAGGCGGUGCUGGAGGAGGUGCCGCGAGCGGCGCGCAGGCGGCGAAAGGCCAACAGAACACGACGCUCGGCGUGCAGAGGAGUGGAUUUGGUGGUGGUGGGCAGGGUGGGAGUGGGCAGGGGAGACCGGUGUUGACGAUGGAGGAUCUGGGAAUGGCAGUGGCCGAGUAUGGAGUCAACGUUAAGAGGGGUGAAUUCUACAGAUAA